AUGACACCGGAGGUUGACAGUUUAACAGCUUUGAAGAAUUUGAUAUUGCAUUCCGUCGGGCAGCAAGUGGAAAAAAUGGUGAAAAAAAUUUACUACAGAUAUUCGACCGAAGUAAAUGACAGUUUGUUUUAUAAAAGGUACCGUUUGCGCGACUACGAUGACGUACGUCUCAUAUGGUCGUGGCACAACCGAUGGACAAAUAUUCAUUUGUUGGAAUUAUUCGUGUAUCUCGUUGAGGUGGGUGGCCGAGGAUCAUCUGCAGAUACUGUCGAUAAUAAUCUGUUGAAUGGAGCUGUUAGACAAACUAUUAGAAGGACUAUGGUGGAUCUAAAUAUGCCACCCGAGGGAAGUCAGAAGGGGUCUAAUAUUGAAGCUCGUAAUGCUGACUUGAUGGACGAUGGAGUUGAAAGUCAUGAUGGUUCUGUUGUUAGAGAUCCGAUGAUGGAUCAAUAUGAAGUUAACCCUGAUGACGAAAACGUUGCCGAUGAAAAACCAGCUGAAAUUCCCGAUGAUGGUGACGAGGAAGAUGAAAUGAAUUACUACGGUGACACUCAAAUCACUAUUACACAGCCCGCCAUCUCUCAACCAUAUGACCGGCCGAAUCAUUUCACGAGGUUGAAUCUCGAUGCAAUGACUUCGGAUUGGUCGUCCACCCAGGAAGGCCCUGAAGAGGAUCCAAGCAAUGAAUUUGAGGUUGGACAACAAUUUAAGGACAAGGAAGAAGUUAUGUUGGCAGUUAAGCAGUACAACAUUAGGAGGGCUGUGGAUUACAAAAUAGUUGAGAGUGACCAGUUGAGACAAGACCAUGGUAGGUUGGAUUCGAAGGUCAUUGCGCAACACAUCUUCACGAUGGUCAAAGCCGAUCCAACAAUCAGCAUCAGGGUUCUCCAAGGAGGUGUGGAGAACCACUUUGGUUACAAGGCGUCUUACAGAAAGGUUUGGCUUGCAAAACAGAGAGUAAUCGCCCGAAUAUAUGGCGAUUGGGAUGAGUCAUACAACGAGCUUCCUCGUUGGUUAUUCGUGAUACAAAUGUAUUUUCCUGGUAAGAUUUAUUUCAAUGUUGGUUAUUCACCGUUAAGAAAUUCAUGUGUGUACAGUAAGGCAACUAAAUUUGUCUCUUUAGGUACUUGGGUGCAACUGGUGACUCAGCCUUGGCCUGGUUCCACAGAUACUGUCAUGUUUCAUCGAGUCUUUUGGACAUUUCCACCGUGUAUUGAGGCUUUCAAGCAUUGCAAGACACUUAUUUCCAUUGAUGUGCACCUGAGAGUUAGAGGCAUCUGGGAACAGGAUACCCCUAUCAGCUGCACGAUGUACCCUCUCGUGCAUCUCAUCAAGUGCUCCUCUGAGGCGUCCUGCUCCAGCUCUCCGCAAACUGUGUUCUAG
Molecule: messenger RNA, 1383 nt
Organism: Arachis stenosperma
Lineage: Eukaryota; Viridiplantae; Streptophyta; Magnoliopsida; Fabales; Fabaceae
Exons: 3
Coding region: 1-1383 (460 amino acids)
Source: RefSeq, a predicted model, not a curated record